This is a messenger RNA of Alternaria rosae, 333 nucleotides long. RefSeq lists its product as uncharacterized. The record is from RefSeq and is a predicted model, not a curated record. The coding region runs from base 1 to 333 and encodes 110 amino acids. NCBI's taxonomy places the organism in Eukaryota, Fungi, Ascomycota, Dothideomycetes, Pleosporales, Pleosporaceae. The transcript has a single exon.
AUGUCCUCGUCCCUGUGCAAUCACGGAACUGGAUUCAGCGUCAGUCUGUUCCUACUCCUUACUAGGAGUUUCGCUCAGCAGACAGUACAACGCACUGGCUCGUAUUCGUCGCAGACCCCCCUCAUCCCAGAGGCAGAGUUCAUGGAGACUUGCAAGAGAGAGAAAGAAGUAGAGAAUCUUGCAAAUGAGUGUACUCGGUUAGAGUUCCUGGAAAAGCAACGCAGAACGCAAAUCCAAGUCCAGGAAACAGAGGCUAAGCGCAGCACCAGCGCAUGCGCGGAGAUUAAAGGCAAAACAGGCCUCCACGUAUCGCAAAGCGAGAACGCCGAUUGA